This is a messenger RNA of Linum tenue, 828 nucleotides long. The record is from the annotation of a GenBank genome assembly. Lineage: Eukaryota; Viridiplantae; Streptophyta; Magnoliopsida; Malpighiales; Linaceae.
AUGAUUGACUAUCAUAUUCCAUCUUCAAGGAAGGCCCAAGACCAUCUUCACGGCAGGAGCAGGACUUUCAAUACAAAAUCUCAGCAGCAGGACAAUGACUCAGAGGAGGAAUGGAGCUCAAGUGCGAGAUCGUGUUCUUACACUCCCUCUUCUUCUUUUACUUCCUAUGAUUGGACAAGUCGACAACAGAUAAGCACUGAGAGCAACAGCAGUAGCAAGAGUGAGAACUUUUCAUGCUCAGAUUACAACGCUAGGGAGAGUGCAUCACAAAACAGUAGUACAGGUGAGGAGAGUAACAGCGGCUCUUCCUAUGCUUCGUCGAGUGACCAUGAUACAGAUGAUCGAGAUGGAGACAGCUGCAGCAGAAGCACGAGAUACGUAAAAUCACGUCGUGAGAGAGCAGUUGGACGGUUUAAAAGGUUUAAGGAUAAGCUGGCGCUCAUCUUUCACCAUCAUCACCACCACCACCACCACCACCAUCAUCACCAUCAUGAUAACCGAAAACAAAGCAAAAGUGGGAACAAAGCAACAACUUGGAAGCCUUUGAGGGACAUGUUUCACCAUGAGGGCAAGCCCAAGUUGUAUGCAGAAAAAGCAGUGGUGAAAAAACAUGGGAACUUGGUUGAAAAGAACCAGGGGCAGCAUUUUAAUACACUGGUGCAGGGUUUAAUGCAUCAUGUCAAGAAUUCAAAGAAAUCCAAAACCUUACAAACUUCUGAAUUAGGGAGAAAGCGAAUGUUACGGAAACAAGGAGGAAUUAAACUACCAUAUCGAAGGCCAGUCAGAGUGGGAUUCAAGGGGAAGAAGCCACAACUGAAAGGGAGCUGA